Molecule: messenger RNA, 3392 nt
Organism: Chelonus insularis
Lineage: Eukaryota; Metazoa; Arthropoda; Insecta; Hymenoptera; Braconidae
Gene: qtc
Product: liprin-alpha-1
Exons: 7
Coding region: 263-2134 (623 amino acids)
Source: RefSeq, a predicted model, not a curated record
UUUCGCUUUCGUCACUUGAAGACAAAGUCAUGUGUCGUGGCGUACAAUUGUCAUAAAUCCAUGUGUUUGCAAAAGAUUCGUGCGGUGUGUCUUGUCUUGGACAGUCUUUAGACUACCGUUCUAGUCCAAUAGUCUUAACUUUGAUGAAACCUUCGGAAUUAACCUGUAAUAUGUAUUUGCCAAAUCAAUAAACAACCCUUCAAUCAAAACUUCAACAUUUGUUAGCAAAUAAAAAAAUCAUAUUGUGUACUUGACAAAAAGAAUGGUGUCCAAAAGAAAUGAAAGAAAUUUUAGUUUACAAUCAUUACACUCAAGUCCUAGUGAAGGUCUAUCACCAGGAACCAGAGCACCAAUGACAUCACCAUCAAACCAACCAUCUUCACCAAGAUCAAAUGGCAAUUCGUUUAUCGAUGGAGGAUCACCACUUUCUCCAAGUGAAACAAUAAACAGCUCCUUGAAUUCUACUACUUCCCCGGUUGGAGAUUCACGUAUUCCCCGACCAUCCCCAACAGCUUUGCGACGUUCUUCAAGCAUGCGCGUACGAGGGGAACGCGUGUCUCAUCAUUUACGCACAAGUUCUCUUGGGUUAAAUUCCUCGUAUCAACAUCAUCACAGAAACAAUUAUAUCCACCAACAACCGGAUAUAUUUCCUGCAAUCACGGAGAAUGGUGUGGAUUCACCUCGACAUCGAUCUCUUAGCCUCUCACUGACACCAGCAAGGCCGCGUUUAGGACACGCGGCGACUGGAAGCGGCACAGGGGAAUUUGGAUUAGCAGAUGAUAGUGAUGUUGACAGCGUCAAGAGUUAUGGUAGCGCUUGUAGUACAGCAAGUGCAUGCGAUCACGCACACUUUGCCCGUAACGGUACCACGUGGUCAGGUCGAUCUCGUAAAUAUGUUGUUCAUUGCUCCAAUUAUAAUGGAGAUAGUGAACAUUAUCUGACACCGACUCAACGGGCUGCACGGCAAAUUAGGAAAUUUCAAUCACUUUUGAAUAUAGCCAGGGAAAAAAUUGAAGAAAAAGACCAGGAGAUAUUGAGACUGACUAAGGAAGUAGUAGAAUUGAGGCUUUAUAAAGCUUCACUAAAUAGUCCAGAUGAUAGAACAGACAGUAGUGAUGCUUUAACCGUCCGAGAAAAUAAUCCUUUCUCACCUGAAUCACCUUGUAAAGAUCUUCCAGAAGAAAAUGAAGCUUCUAGCCCAAAAACUCCUGAAAAACGUCCAAAUAACACUAAUGAAUUUAGUGAAUUUCCUGUAUCAUUAGCAGAUUCUGGACACUUUGAAGAUGAGUCGAUUACUUUGAAAGAUUCCACUGAAGUAACGGUUGUUGAUAGUUCAAUUACUCCGAAGAAAGAAAAUGAGAAUACUUUUGUUAAUGUUUUAUCGGACGAUGCUAGGCAAAAAAUUAUUGAUCAUUAUGAAAGUCAAAUUGAAGAAAUGCAUCGAAGACAUAUUGAUGAAAUACAGGAGUUGAAACAAAAACAUAAUGACAAGAUGGAGAGUCUACUAAGCCAAUUUUCCGAGUUAAAUACUCGUUUCUGUGAAUUACGUCCGUCCUUGGAUGCUGCAGAAGCAAAAGUUAGAGAGUUGGAGGCUGAGCUUGAACGGAAGAAAGUACAACUUGAUGAACAAAAGGUUUUGUUUGACGAACAGGAAGAGAGGAAUAAGCAAAUGUACCUGAAAAUGUAUGCGAAGGGUCAAGAAGCUGCGAGGCUUGAAAAAAGUGAUCCAAUUUUAGAACAAGCUCAGGAAAUAACACCGAAAGUCUCAGUAACCGAGUUAUUGCAACAAUUAAGUGUCACACAAGCUGAAUUGGAGAACGUUAAGGGUGCAAGUUACUUGCCACAACUUCACAUUUCAGCCGAUCGUAGCCAAUGUUUAUUAAGUGCUCAAGAGGCUGUUUCUCUUUGGGUUCUUGCUACACGGAAGGCGAUGUAUAGGAGAAUAGUGGAGUCACGUAACAAUGCAGCAAUUGAUCCAGAAAUAACUUUACAGUUCCUCAAAUCUGCUAUAUAUUAUUUCUUAACUGAUAAAGAAAAUCAUCACGGCCACUUAAAUGCAAUCGAAAGCAUACUUGGGUUCACAGACAAUGAAAAGCUCAACAUUGACCGGAUUUAUGGGUCAAGUCGAAAGUAAUUUUAAAGUAAAAUGAUACUGUGAUGAUAAUAUUAAAGAUGAGCAUACUGACGCUAUUAACACACCAACGAGGAUCAUCGGUGCUGAGUCUCUUCUUGAUAUAAUUAUUAUUUUUUCUAAAAUUAAUUUAUCAAUGAACUGACAAAUUUUACACUAUUUACACAAAUACAUCGCACGUUUAAUAUGCACAAUAUACACUAAAUUACACUUAUUUCUAUCUAACACCUUCCACUUUAUAUACUAUAUUUUUAUUUUGUUAGUUCAGAGAUUUUUUUUUCAAUCAUUUUUUGGUUACAAAUGAAAAUGUACCUUUUUUUUUGUGUAGAAAUUAUUAAGUUAAUUUGAAGAGAAUCAACACCGUAUGUAAAUAGUUAGUAAGGUCAACUCAGCUAUUGAUUAGCUGCAUAUUUAAUGGACAGUAUGUAGGGGGAAAAUUAUAAUUAUGGUCAAAAUUAUUUGACAGAGCUCUUUAGAUAUUUUAUCUCUUAUAGAAUAAAAAAUUAAUUAGAAAAUACUGAAACAAAAUUAAACGACACAAUUAGAAUUGACUUUUGAAUAUAUAUUAGAUUUUUUUUAAAUCUAUCAAAAGAUCCAAUAAAUUAUAUUAAAUAGUUUUUAAUUAGUCAAAUUGUUUUUGCUAAUUUUGAUCAACAAUUGUACAUACUUUACGUUUAAUAUUGAGAAUAAUGAGAGUUUAAGCAUUUUUGAAUAGAUAUUUGCAAUAUAUUCCUUAAAUUUUCAAUAUUUAUAAUGGACUAUUGCAAUCUAGUAUUUGAGAAAUUUGCUAAUUGUUAAUUUAUAAAAUAAUUUCACGGCUGUGUUUGCUCACAAUUGCAACACUAAUAUAUACAUAUAUACAUAUGAAUAAAUUUAAUUUAUGUCAAACAUAAUAAAACAUAUAUUUACAAUGAAAGUUUCAUAAGAUUAUGUAGAUUUUAUUGGAUAGUAUAUCCUAUUGGGGGAUAAAAGGAUGUUGAUUGAGACUGAUAAUGAAAAAAAAUAUUUUGCCUUCAAUAUCAAGUAUGAAAUAAUUAAUUCAUUGUCCUUCAUUUCAUGUGUUGUAAAAAGAAGAUUUUUCUAUAAAAAUCCUCGCCCUAUACUUACUAGCUCUUGGGUUUGCUUAGGAUUUACUUGAUUAUGUUACAAUAAAAAAAAGAACGACAAAAGAAUUGAAGUUCUACUUUGAUGAGAAGAGAGUAAUUGAAUAAUAAAACAAUUUAUUUAUAUCAUAUAAUAAAUAAACAAUUAUGAACCAAAA